This is a messenger RNA of Paramecium pentaurelia, 1648 nucleotides long. The record is from the annotation of a GenBank genome assembly. NCBI's taxonomy places the organism in Eukaryota, Ciliophora, Oligohymenophorea, Peniculida, Parameciidae.
AUGUCAUAUUAAUAAAAAUUAAGUGGAAUUAAAUGUUGGGAUUCCUUUCGUGAUUUAACUUUGAAGAAAAUGGAAGUAAUUCCAUUUGCAAUAACUGAAUGUCCUGAUCUAUGCACUUGUCAAAUCUGUAUUAAAAAAUAGACAGAAAAAGAAGAACCAUAAGAAUAAAAGAGAUAUUAAAAAAUAAUUAAAUAACCAAGAUAAAGAAGAUUGUCUAUUUGUGGAUUUAAAGAUGAUUUAUUAACUAUAUGUCAAAUGCUAUAAAAGUAGGAUGAAGUUGUUAGGCCAAUAAAUAUUAAUAUAUUAGAUACUGUUAUUUUGAAAGAUAGGGAAUUUUAAUUAUAUGUAUUUUAUGAUAAUGGUUUCAGAUGUAUUAAAAACAAAUCAUUUUUUCAUACAGAAAUGGAAAAACAUUUUAUUGAAAGAAAAAUAGAAUUUGAAGUUGAAUAUUAAAUUAAAUAAAUCAAGGCUGGCAUACAUCCUACUAUCAAAUUAUCUGAUUAUUAUGAAAAUAGUAACUAAAUAAUUAAUAAAUUAAAAUAAGUAUUUUAUAUUUUUAAUCAUAGUAACUUUCUGAAUUAUUGAAUAAUUAAAAUAUUUUAAUGGCAAGAUAUCAGACAGGUGAAACAACAUUGAUUGGAAAAUUUGAAUUGCAUUAAUUAUCAGUUUUAUCAAAGACUAAUGUUAUAUUUGAUAACCUACUUCAUCUAUAAUUAUAUCUCUAUAAUGAAAAAUUAGCAUUAGAUUGUAUAGAGACAAAUAAAAGAAAUCCUAAAGAUUAUUUUAUCCAUAGAUAUAAAUAUUGUAAAGACAACUAGCUAUUUGGUGAUAUUGUAUGUGAAUAGUCAUAUCUAACAGAUCCAUCUCUUAGAGGAUAAAGGUAAUGGAAUAAAGAAAAAGAAUAUUCAGAAAAUUUAACUUUAAAAGAAUAUUUUAAAUAUACUUGCCAUAAAAUUGCUGUUUAUAUAUAAAGCUUUCAUAAAUAAUGUAUAAAUGAGAUGGAAGUACAUUUUAUUGUUAGUAUAACUAAAACUUAUCUAAGAUCACCCUAAAAAUAUAUCAAUUAUCAAUAUUAUUGGCUUAAAAAUGUCAAAAUCAGAAGAAACUUAAUGGGUUAUCAAAACUGGAAGAGUAUUAAGCACAGCAGAGAAGAUUUAAAUCAAUGAUGUUGAUUUAAAUGAAAAUAAUAAACCUUAAACUUAAAGAUCUUUAGUUGUUUCAUAAACUCUAAUACCUUAUACAUAAAAGUAUUAAUGAUUAUUUAUUAAUAAGAGUGAUAUAAAAGAUUAAGCCUAUUACUUCCUAAGUAAUCGAAAAUAAUAAGUAAGGUACAAGAACAUAAGAGGCUUUUAAAAUACUCAAUCCUGGAAUAAAUGAAUCAAUCAAUGAAAUAUUAGAAAAUCAGUAGUAUUAAAAAAUGAUAAGAAACUUUCCAAAAUAAUUAAAGAGAUAUUAAAGUAUGUAGAGAGAUUCAUCAAUCAAGACUAGAAUUGAAGAUUAACCUCUUACAACUAGUAGAGAAAUUUAAAAAGAUGAUUAUUUAAUGAAAGCUAGAUAAAAAAAGAAAAAAUAAACUAUUAACUCACCAUUUCUUAGAAGUGUUUCUAAAAGAUUUUUUACUAGAAGAAAUUCAGCUGAUUUUUGUUGA